AAUUACUCCAUUAUUACUCCCUAGAAAUCAAUUUCGGAUAAAUAAUUCGUUUGCGUGUUUUGUCAGAAAAAACUAACAGCAGCAAUGAAUAACUAGACUAUCAAGCUAUUGGAAGUUCCCUACCGUGUGCGUACACGACCGACAAAAGCGACAUUUUUCUACGUUCGUGAUUUGUUAUUGAUGCGGAAAGACGAAGUUGUGUCAGUUCUAUUCUAGUCAAAGUGAUAGGCGUAGUUUGCUACAGAAAGUUUUAACCAAACGCUAAAAUGGAGCAGGUGUCGAAGCUCCGAAUGAAUCUAGAGAAGCAGGAGAGUCUGGUCAAGCUGGGAAUACUGACAACGGCUGCCAUUCUAUCAUUUUCAACGAGACUGUUUUCGGUGCUGCGCUUCGAGAGUGUCAUUCAUGAAUUCGAUCCGUACUUCAACUAUCGAACCACCAAGUUCCUAGCAGAGCAGGGUUUUUACAACUUCCACAAUUGGUUCGAUGAGCGAGCGUGGUAUCCGCUGGGGCGUAUUAUAGGCGGAACCAUUUACCCGGGCCUGAUGGUUACAUCGGCUACGCUAUAUCGCAUCAUGUGGAACUUAAACAUCACGGUCGAUAUCCGAAAUGUGUGCGUGUUUCUUGCUCCGUUCUUUUCUUCUCUCACGACCAUUGUGACGUAUCUGCUGACGAAGGAAAUUUACAGUACUGGGGCAGGAUUGGUGGCGGCUGCCAUGAUCUCCAUCGUCCCCGGAUAUAUUUCCCGUUCCGUUGCUGGCUCGUACGAUAACGAAGGCAUUGCUAUUUUCUGCAUGUUACUAACCUAUUAUAUGUGGAUCAAAGCAGUUAAAACGGGUGGGAUUUUUUGGUCAACUUUAGCCGCCUUGGCUUAUUUCUACAUGGUAUCGUCCUGGGGAGGAUACGUGUUUCUGAUUAAUCUGAUCCCGCUUCACGUGCUCGCUUUGAUGGCAACCGGUCGUUUCACACAUCGAGUUUAUAUCGCCUAUAGCACUCUGUAUACAAUCGGAACCAUACUGUCAAUGCAGAUCUCGUUUGUAGGAUUCCAGCCGGUUCAAAGCUCCGAGCAUAUGCUGGCAUUUGGUGUUUUUGGACUCUGCCAGCUCCAUGCCCUCGUGGAUUACGUUCGUGCUCGCGUUUCUAAGGAACAUUUUGAUAUACUGUUCAACGCCCUGGUUGUUUCAAUCGCUACAAUAACUGCGCUAUUAAGUUUGAUUCUAACCCUGACCGGUAAAAUAUCGCCCUGGACCGGACGAUUCUACUCGCUGCUAGAUCCCUCCUAUGCUAAGAAUCACAUUCCUAUUAUUGCAUCCGUUUCGGAACAUCAGCCGACGUCCUGGUCGUCGUUUUACUUCGAUCUGCAGAUUCUUGUCUUUCUGUUUCCGGCCGGGCUGUAUUUUUGCUUCUCGAAACUUUCCGAUGCAAAUAUCUUCAUUAUUCUGUACGGCGUUACCUCGAUCUACUUUGCGGGUGUUAUGGUUCGUCUAAUGCUGGUUCUAGCACCGGUCAUGUGUGUCCUGUCGGGAAUUGCCAUCUCCCAUUUGCUAACGAAAUACAUACGAAAUGUGGACUCAGGUGGCAGCGGGACCGCUGCUGGUGGCAAAGCUUCCGAUUCGAAGAAAGCCAAAAAGCACGAACAGCAGUCACCGAUGAAGAGGGAAAUUGCCAUCGCUUUCGUGAUGGUUCUUACGUUGCUACUGAUCACCUACACGUUCCACUGCACCUGGGUUACCUCGGAAGCGUACAGUUCGCCGAGUAUUGUGCUCAGUGCGCGAUCCCAUGAUGGCGGUCGGAUUAUUUUCGACGAUUUCCGUGAAGCGUACUAUUGGCUGAAAAUGAACACACCGGAGGAUGCACGGGUAAUGUCCUGGUGGGAUUACGGCUACCAAAUAACAGCGAUGGCUAAUCGGACUAUACUGGUGGACAACAACACGUGGAAUAACACUCACAUUUCCCGUGUGGGACAAGCGAUGGCCUCUACCGAAGACAAAGCUUACGAAAUAAUGAAGGAGCUCGACGUGGAUUAUGUGCUUGUAAUUUUCGGAGGGCUGACGGGUUACUCUUCUGAUGAUAUCAACAAGUUCCUUUGGAUGGUUCGCAUUGGCGGCAGCACCGAUCGUGGUGCGCACAUCAAGGAAACCGAUUAUUACGCCUCCAGCGGCGAUUUCCGUAUCGAUAAAGAGGGUUCGCCGACGUUACUCAACUGUUUAAUGUACAAAAUGUGCUACUAUCGCUUCGGGCAGGUUUACACCGAAGGUGGAAAAGCCCCGGGAUACGAUCGCGUACGCGGAGCUGAGAUAGGCAACAAAGACUUUGAGCUGGAUGUGCUAGAGGAAGCUUAUACCACGGAGCACUGGUUGGUACGUAUUUACAAAGUAAAAGACUUGAGCAACAGGGGCGUGUAGAGGGCGAUUUUACUCGGGUUCUCAGAGAACAUCUACCUAUCUCGAUUUGGCUCUAGAAUAGGUAUUCCAUUCGUACUCAAAAUUAUUACUUAUUUACCAGUGGGAAAAUUUCUUUAUCAACACAAACAUCGUCUACUAAGCAGAAUAGUUGCACUCGCAUAAAGUUCUAGUUGUUUUGUUUAAUCAGAAAAAAGGCGAUUGGAUUAACUGAUAAGUACGAAACAAAACCUGCCACAAAAUAUCUACAGUUUAUAAUAAUCACCGCAUUUUUUUACGCGAACUGCAGUAAGAGAAAACUGAAAAACACGUGCAUUUAUAAGCAGCAGCAAGUAGGUAUUGAGUUUUAGCAGAUUCAUUUAAAAAAAUACCGCAGAAGUAAAACUCAGGCUCAGAAAAUAAAACUGUCACA
Messenger RNA from Sabethes cyaneus, 2811 nucleotides. It is a transcript of the gene Stt3A, whose product is annotated as dolichyl-diphosphooligosaccharide--protein glycosyltransferase subunit STT3A. The transcript is spliced from 5 exons. Gene Ontology annotation, biological process: post-translational protein modification. Gene Ontology annotation, molecular function: dolichyl-diphosphooligosaccharide-protein glycotransferase activity. Gene Ontology annotation, cellular component: membrane. The coding region runs from base 267 to 2402 and encodes 711 amino acids. NCBI's taxonomy places the organism in Eukaryota, Metazoa, Arthropoda, Insecta, Diptera, Culicidae. The record is from RefSeq and is a predicted model, not a curated record.